AUGGACAGCGAGGGUGAGAAAGUCCUCGAGGGUAUCUUCGCUGUUGCCAAGCCAGCAAACGUCUCCUCUGCAGAUGUUCUCCUCAAAUUGCAAGAAACUUUUGCACCAUCAGCCACAUUUGCGCCACUGCUCAGGACGCAACCCAAGCGUACCAGCAAAUCGUCUGAUCAGGUGUUUCGCCUCGGACACGGCGGGACUCUGGAUCCCUUGGCUGCUGGAGUUAUUAUUGUGGGCAUCGGCCGUGGCACCAAACACCUGUCUAAUUAUCUGUCUUGCAACAAGACUUAUGAGACAGUUGUGCUUUUCGGCGCAAGCACGGAUACUUACGACUGUACUGGCUCCAUAACUCAGGAAGCGGACUACUCACACGUGACAAAAGAGUUGGUUGAUGGAAAGCUUGGGACUUUCAGAGGAACGAUACAACAACUGCCCCCUCUGUACUCGGCAUUGAAGAUCAAUGGUAUCAAAGCCUGCGAGUACGCGCGCCAGGGGAAGGACUUGCCACGAGAUCUGGAGAGCCGAGAAAUGCAUGUUGAUGAGUGUACGCUGCUGGAAUGGUACGAGCCGGGACAGCAUGACUUUGCAUGGCCCAGCAAGGUCGAGCCCGCUUCAGCACCCGCCGCAAAAAUUCGACUGACGGUAUGCUCGGGCUUUUACGUUCGCAGCUUUGCACAUGAUCUCGGCAGGGCGUGUAAUACGUGUUCAUACAUGGCAUCUUUGCUUCGAACACAACAAGCAGAUUUCACCACAUCGAACCCACCUGAGCCAUCGAGUUUGACAAGCGCGCUAACAUAUGCGGAUCUGGAAGCUGGCGAACACGUCUGGGGGCCGAAGCUUAGACCACAACUUGAUCGUUGGGCCACUGCCCAUCCGGUCGUUCAAGGGCAUGUCAAUGGGAGGGAUGCAAGUGUGAAGCGCAAGACCGAAGAGCAGCAAGCAAGACCGAGGCAACGGUUCCGUGGAGAGUGGGUUGCAAGCACAAAGAAAGAAAGGAUCAAACAGCAAGGAGGCAAGUUCAAGGGCAAAUGGGGAAGAAAGCUUGCGGCCGACAGGGAGGCAAAUAACAACACCAGUGACCAGCCGGUGGUGCCUGUGAUUAACGAUCAAAAGCUAUGA
Messenger RNA from Bipolaris victoriae FI3, 1116 nucleotides. RefSeq lists its product as hypothetical. Gene Ontology annotation, molecular function: pseudouridine synthase activity; RNA binding. Lineage: Eukaryota; Fungi; Ascomycota; Dothideomycetes; Pleosporales; Pleosporaceae. The coding region runs from base 1 to 1116 and encodes 371 amino acids. Gene Ontology annotation, cellular component: mitochondrion. The transcript has 2 exons. The record is from RefSeq and is a predicted model, not a curated record. Gene Ontology annotation, biological process: tRNA modification; mRNA pseudouridine synthesis.